AGAUAGAAAUAGCUCUCUUUUUUUAUUUUAUUCAUUUCAGAUGUUUCCUCGAUCACCUCAAGAUGAACUACCAGAAGGUGGCUGUCAACUGAUGGAUGGCUUUGGUAUCUUUAUUCAACUUUGCUUGGCAACAACUGCUUUUUCUACCUUAAUUUAUAAACGACAAAGAGAAGAGCCACGACGUCCGAUUCGUAUUUGGGCUAUGGAUGUCAGCAAACAGUUAGCAGGUGGUGUGAUGAUUCAUACACUGAAUGUGAUUGCAGCUGUCUUUUUUGGUGUUCAUCCAGAAGAAGGAGUCAAGUCCAACCCAUGUGUAUGGUACUUUUUGAACAUCUUGGUCGAUACAACGGUGGGGAUUGGGAUCUUAUGGCUCAUCUUGACUGGGUUUAAAUACCUUGUGGGCUAUUUAGGUCUAUCUGGAUUCCAGAGUGGUGUCUAUGGCCCACCUCCUUUGACAGGGCAACUGGUGCAAUGGGCUAAACAGUUGUUAGUCUAUGUUGUCAGUUUGUUUUUGAUGAAAAUGAUUGUGAUUGCUAUUUUUCAUUUGUGCCCUUGGUUAUCUGAUUUUGGUCAAUGGGUGCUUGAAUGGACAGUGGGUAAUUAUAAACUUCAAGUGGCCUUUGUGAUGCUCAUUUUCCCCUUGGUAAUGAAUAUCAUGCAAUUUUGGGUGAUUGAUACAUUUAUCAAACAUAAAUCAGAACAUACUAGUCCAAUUAUUCGAUUGGAUAGAGAUGAAGAAGAUGCAGAAGCAUUGCUUCAUCAUGAAGAAAACGAAACAGACCCUCCACCAAGAUACAGUAUAGAAAGUGACAGGAGAAGCAAUGUAUUCAUCGAGGCUUCUUCUUCAAGUGAUUUACCAACAUCAAGGGAAAACGAAUACGAAAUGAAAUCAAAGAAAUAACGUAUACCCACACACACACUAUGUACA
This is a messenger RNA of Gilbertella persicaria, 928 nucleotides long. RefSeq names its product vacuolar membrane protein-domain-containing protein. The transcript is spliced from 4 exons. Gene Ontology annotation, cellular component: membrane. NCBI's taxonomy places the organism in Eukaryota, Fungi, Mucoromycota, Mucoromycetes, Mucorales, Choanephoraceae. The record is from RefSeq and is a predicted model, not a curated record. Bases 41 to 901 code for a protein of 286 amino acids.